CGAGAGCUAGGCACCGAAUAGGUUUGUCUAUCAGAAUACAACAAAUGAUAGGAAGGUUAAGAUCAGCUGUUGAUUUAAUUGGGGGAACAUCAGCUAUAUAAAUUAUCCUAUAUGAAAUGAUAUGAGCUUCUGCUUGCUUCUGCAUUGCUUCACACCAAUUGUAACUCGCUUCAAGCUUUAAUAAAAAAACGUAUAAUUAACUAAAAUAUAUAUCUCUGCUGUUCUCUUCUUCCAGAGAACAGCAGAGAGACUCAACCAGAGAGAAACAAGCUUCCAGAGACUACACACCAGACAGGACCCUGAGAAACCACACAGAGAACAAAGAGAGGUCUGAGUUAUGAAGACACAUCAGUGUGACACCUGUGGGAAGGAACUUUCCUCAUCCAGGAACCUCAAGUACCACAUGAUGAUCCACACUGGGGAGAAACCCUACAGCUGUGACCUCUGUGGUAAAUCCUUUAGCCAGGAUCGUAGUUUCAGAGAGCACAUGAAGAUCCACACAGGAGAGAAGCCCUACAGCUGUGACCUCUGUGGUAAAACCUUUAGACAUCUUGGCAGUUUAACACGUCACAGCAGGAUCCACACUGGAGAGAAGCCCUACAACUGUGACCUCUGUGGUAAAUCCUUUAACCAUACUUGCGACUUAAAAGCUCACAGCAGGAUCCACACUGGAGAGAAGCCCUACAGCUGUGACCUCUGUGAUAAAUCCUUCAACCAUACUUGCGACUUAAAAGCUCACCGCAAGAUCCACACAGGAGAGAAGCCCUACAGCUGUGACCUUUGUGGCUAUAGUUGUACAACAAACGGCCACCUCAAAAGCCACAUGUAUAUCCACUCCGGAGAAAAACCUUUCAGCUGUGACCUCUGUAGUAAAACGUUUAGUCUCUCUGGCCAAUUAACAGUUCACAGAAGGAUCCACACAGGAGAGAAGCCCUACAGAUGUGACCUCUGUGGUAAAACCUUUACGCACUCUGGCCAAUUAACAGUUCACAGCAGGAUCCACACUGGAGAGAAGCCCUACAGCUGUGACUUCUGUGGGAAAACCUUUAGCCGGACAGAUACUCUCACUCUUCACAGCAGGAUCCACACUGGAGAGAAGCCCUACAGCUGUGACCUCUGUGGGAAAACCUUUAGCCAGACUGGCAGUUUAAAGUCUCACCGCAGUACCCACACUGGGGAGAAGCCCUACAGCUGUGACCUCUGUGAUAAAACCUUUAGCCGGGCUAACCAAUUAACAGUUCACAGCAGGAUCCACACUGGAGAGAAGCCCUACAGCUGUCACCUCUGUGGGAAAACCUUUAACCAGGCUUGCAGUUUAAGGGCUCACCGCAGUACCCACACUGGGGAGAAGCCCUACAGCUGUGACCUCUGUGAUAAAACCUUUAGCCAGGCUGGCCAAUUAACAGUUCACAGCAGGAUCCACUCUGGAGAGAUGCCCUAUCGCUGUGACCUCUGUGGGAAAACCUUUAGCCAGGCUGGUAAUCUCAGCCUUCACCACAGGAUCCACACUGGAGAGAAGCCCUACAGCUGCCCACACUGUGACUAUUCAUGUAUAACAAAUGGCAAUCUGAAGAGGCACCUGCGUGUCCACAAUAAAAAACAAACCAAAGCAGUGAUGUCUGGGGCCAAGCUGUCCCAGCAGUCACCACCUGAGAGAACUUCUGUGCUGCUAGUCGAGCGACUGGCCCUCGGCCCUCGGUCGCGACGGCCCCUGGGAAGGCUCCAUCCCUUUGCCACUGCUCCCAGGCUGCCCUUCGGCGAGGAUUUCCUGUUCCUCAGUCUUCCGGCCAUCAGUCCGUCCAACUGUCAAUCCCCUUGGUGGCCUGGCCCACCUCUGGGUUACCAGCAACGCUGGGCGCCAAGACGCCCAACGCUCAGAAGGGUGGGGACAAGUCCCCGCCUGGCGUCGGGGCCGAAGCCCCCAGGCAGGCGACCGCUCCGACCCGCCCCCGUCACCGGAUCCCAGUACCGGCGAUCCGGUAUCGACGGGGGAGGGCCAAUGUCUGUCCAAUUAAGGACAGACACUCACAAGAUCUGA
Hypomesus transpacificus is the source of this 2038-nucleotide messenger RNA. RefSeq names its product zinc finger protein 2 homolog. The transcript is spliced from 2 exons. The record is from RefSeq and is a predicted model, not a curated record. Gene Ontology annotation, cellular component: nucleus. Bases 338 to 2038 code for a protein of 566 amino acids. NCBI's taxonomy places the organism in Eukaryota, Metazoa, Chordata, Actinopteri, Osmeriformes, Osmeridae.